AAGGACCUUUAUUAGAUGAAUGUAGCGAAUCAACACUUGACAUGUAAUAUCCGUGCGAGCGAGAGAGAUUGUUUGGAUAGUUUUGUUUCGAAAAACCCCCGAGUCUUCUUUGACCUUUGAAGUGGUUUCUGUCUGUGUCCCUUCUCACUCUCUUCAAUCCGAGCUCACCUUCGCCGCGUUAAAACAAUGGCGGCUCUAGAGAGGAGCCCACCUCCCGGAACGUCGUCUGCGAUGAGGAAUGCUUUCGGGACCGUUCUCUCAGCUCUCUUGGAUCCGCGACUGAUCGUUGUCAGAAAAUAUGAAAGUGUGAUUCAUGAGUUUGAUCCUUACUUCAACUAUAGAGUCACUCAGUUCUUAUCGAAGAAUGGAAUAUACGAGUUCUGGAACUGGUUUGAUGAUCGAACCUGGUAUCCUCCUGGCCGUGUGAUUGGAGGAACUGUUUACCCUGGGUUAACAUUGACUGUUGGAACCAUCUGGUGGGUCUUGAAUUCAUUAAACAUUCCUCUGUCUGUAGAGACUGUUUGUGUCUUCACUGCACCUGUGUUUUCAGCUUUUGCGUCAUGGGCAACUUACCUUUUGACCAAGUAAGUUAAGGGAUCCGGUGCAGGACUAACAGCUGCUGCUCUUUUGGCCAUGGUUGUGUUGGGCACGCUGUUAGCUGCGUUGGUACCUGUCGUUGGCUUCAAUGCGGUUUUGACGUCUGAACAUUUUGCCUCAUUUUUGGUUUUCAUCAUCAUCCACGUUGUGGCACUGGUGUACUAUAUCAAAGGCAUUCUUUCUCCUAAAAUGUUCAAAGUUGCUGCGACACUUGUUGUGUCUAUCGGCUUGGUUGUGUGUCUCAUAGUUGUGGCAGUUCUUAUGGCAUUGGUGGCUUCAAGUCCAACAGGAGGAUGGAGUGGUAGGAGUUUGAGUCUACUUGAUCCAACUUAUGCAAGCAAGUAUAUUCCAAUUAUUGCAAGUGUCAGCGAGCAUCAACCUCCAACUUGGCCGUCCUAUUUCAUGGAUAUCAAUGUUUUGGCUUUCUUGGUCCCAGCUGGCAUCGUUGCGUGCUUUUCGCUUCUAUCUGAUGCGAGCUCUUUCGUGGUACUCUAUAUCGUAAUGUCAGUAUACUUCUCCGGAGUUAUGGUUCGUCUUAUGCUCGUGCUUGCUCCAGCAGCCUGCAUCAUGUCUGGAAUUGCGCGCUCUCAAGCUUUUGAUGUUUUCACGGCUUCCAUCAAAUACCAGUUAGGUGAAAUGUCCAAUUCCAAAGAUGAUCCAGAGGACAAGACUUCUACAAACAAUGAAACAAAAGAUGAUGCUUCUUCUGCUAAGGGUGAAAAAGUUGCCAAAGAACGGCCGUCAAAGAAGGGUAAAAAGAAAGAGAGAGAACCUGCUGAUAAACCUACUGUUAAGUCCAAGAUUGUGAAGAAAAGGGCUCUUGUUUUGCCUCUUGAAACCUCUAUAGUUGCGCUUCGUCUCCUCAUAAUGUUGGGUGCUUUCUAUGUGAUUCAUUGUGUUUGGGCAGCUGCAGAAGCAUACUCAGCUCCAUCAAUAGUUCUGACAUCGCAAUCUCACGAUGGCCUACAUGUCUUUGAUGAUUUUAGAGAGUCUUAUGCGUGGUUAAGCCAUAACACUGACGUGGAUGACAAAGUGGCAUCAUGGUGGGACUAUGGUUAUCAGACGACAGCUAUGGCUAACAGAACUGUUAUCGUCGACAACAACACCUGGAACAAUACUCACAUUGCAACUGUUGGCACUGCAAUGUCAUCUCCAGAAAAGGCGGCGUGGGAGAUUUUCAACUCAUUGGAUGUGAAAUACGUUCUUGUCGUCUUUGGUGGUGUUAUUGGUUACUCAAGUGAUGAUAUUAACAAGUUUCUGUGGAUGGUGCGCAUCGGAGGCGGCGUCUUUCCUCAUAUAAAGGAAGCUGAUUAUCUGAGAGAUGGCCAAUACCGGAUUGAUUCUGAGGCCACACCAACAAUUUUGAACUGCCUUAUGUACAGGUUUGUAGAGACAGAUGGUAAAGGUUAUGAUCGGGUCAGGCGGACAGAGAUUGGGAAGAAAAAUUUCAAGCUCACACAUUUUGAAGAGGUUUUCACGAGUCAUCACUGGAUGGUUCGGAUAUACAAGCUGAAACCUCAAAAGAACAGGAUUCGUGGUAAAGGAAAGAAGCUGAAACUGAAAACAAGCACUGGAUUAAGCUCAAAAACAGCGAAGAAGAAUCCGUGGAUGUAGAAAUCCUAGAAUUGUCAAUGUUGGAUAGUGAGUUCUAUUUGGAUUUGACUUCAUUCUUUAUUGUGGAGAUUUACAACACUACAAGAAAACACAGUUUUAGCAAGGAAAUUUAACGAGGAAAACUAUUCCUCGUGAAAUUACGAUGACUUAACGAUGAAA
Brassica napus (rape) is the source of this 2370-nucleotide messenger RNA. Its product is annotated as dolichyl-diphosphooligosaccharide--protein glycosyltransferase subunit STT3A. Gene Ontology annotation, cellular component: membrane. The transcript has 20 exons. The record is from RefSeq and is a predicted model, not a curated record. Lineage: Eukaryota; Viridiplantae; Streptophyta; Magnoliopsida; Brassicales; Brassicaceae. Gene Ontology annotation, molecular function: oligosaccharyl transferase activity.